Messenger RNA from Cucurbitaria berberidis CBS 394.84, 1258 nucleotides. RefSeq names its product polysaccharide lyase family 9 protein. The record is from RefSeq and is a predicted model, not a curated record. The transcript has 3 exons. Bases 1 to 1197 code for a protein of 398 amino acids. Lineage: Eukaryota; Fungi; Ascomycota; Dothideomycetes; Pleosporales; Cucurbitariaceae.
AUGCAGCUCACUAUCCUCCAGACUGUCUUUCUCCUCCUGCCAUCCGUGCUAUCAGUAACCAUCUACGUUGCUCCUGCCGGCUCUGACACUGCUGCCGGAACGCUAGCUGCACCGCUGAAGUCUAUUCAAGUUGCGGUUGACAAAGCUGCUGCUGGCGACAUCAUCUACCUUCGUGGCGGCACGUACGCCCUCACGAAGAACAUCCAAAUCAAGAAAUCCGGCACAUCAGCCGCUCCCUACACCCUUAGCGCCUACCAGUCAGAGGUUCCCGUCAUCGAUGGCGAGGCGCUCCCUGGAACGCCUGCACCCGUUGGCGGAAGCAUCGCAGGACCAGACCGUGGCAUCUUGCACGUUGAAAAUGCAAACUACUGGAAGUUUGUCGGUCUGGAAUUGAAGAAUGGACCGUACGGUGUAUAUGCAACAGCCUCCAGCAACAAUGUCUUCGAGCGUCUCGUGACACAUGACAACUAUGAGACGGGUUUCCAGCUCCAGGGUGCGAGCGCAAACAACAAGAUUCUGUAUCUCGACAGCUAUGGAAAUCGCGAUCCCCGCAAGAACGGCGAGAGUGCGGAUGGAAUUGGCAUCAAGGAGGGCAGUGGUGAGGGCAACAUCGUGAAGGGCGCCCGGUUGUGGAACAACGUCGAUGACGGUCUUGACCUAUGGGAGUUCAAGUCCAGGGUCACCAUUGUUGACUCUAUUUCCUGGGGCAACGGAGUUAACCGCUGGAACUUCCCCAACUUUGCGGGCGACGGCAACGGCUACAAGCUCGGAGGCGGUGGUGCAGGAGAGAAAGGCCCCGCAGACCAUGUAGUAACAAAUAAUAUUGCCUUCUCCAAUGCCGCAAAGGGCUUCACCGACAACUCCCAGCCAGGCAACUUUCUCAUCUCCCGCAACACGGCCUGGAACAACAAAGACGUCGGCUUCAACGUCAAGGAUGCCGUGGCUACUCUGUCCAACAAUAUUGCUGCGAGGAACAAGGCCAGCACCAAAAACGCGGACCAGGUCACUUUUGCCGGCCCGCAGAAGUUGAGCGGAAACUCGUGGUCCGGCAGCGCCACUUGGACUGACGCUAGCUUCAAGAGCGUGGAUGUGAGCUUAGUCCAAGGCAAGCGUGGACCCGAUGGAAAAAUUGCUGCUAGCAACUUUCUGCUUCCGGCUAACGGAGCAGCUAUUGGCGCUACUACGCAGUGGUCGUAGAUUUGUCUUGAUAAGGAACAUCGAACGACUGAAAUGACUGAUAUAGAAAUGCUUGCUUUAU